AUGACAAGCAAGAUCACCGCCCAAGUGGCCGUCGCGAUCUGGCUUGAGCAAAGUUCGCCUCCCAAAGUCUCGCCGCCCAAGUGGCCGUCGCGAAAUACUCUGUCAUUUUCCACCUCAGACACCCGCCGCCCAAGUGGCCGUCGCAAAGUAGUCUGUCAAUUUACUUGUGAAGCGAAAGAUCGCGUAUUUAUUGUUCGCGGAAGGUCAAAUUCUAAGCUCGCUAACAAAAUAACAAAACAACAGAGAGCAAGGUUUUGGACCUUCGAACAUUACGUUAAUUGGAUAUGUGAGAACACCGAGCCUCCCAUUUGGACCACAUGCAUAGAACAAUUUCACGAGUCUCUAUGUAUUAUAAAUAAAAUCAAAUCGACACCUCUUAGCGUUCGAGCAUAUGCGAAAAGUCUCAACGAAAUUAUGAAUCAACGACAUGGUAAAAAUCUUAGCAAGAACUUGUUACGUGCACAAACAAACAAAAAGGCUUAUGAUAAUGCCACAGAUGUUGUUAAUUUCAAAAGACAGGCAACACAAAAAAAAGUUUCCCAUGAGCAGAAAAAGAGAAGAACGGACAAUACGGACGAUGAACUAUCAAAGGAAACAAUAGGAGAACCAAGUUUCUUAUUCGAUGAGUCACAUGAGGAUGGUAUAGUUGAAUCCAUUGAUGAAUCCAGUUUGGGAAAGGAAGUGACAUUACCCGCUUCAAAAGAUUCAAAAAAGAAAGUUGAUCAAGGUGACUGGAAAAGCAUCUCUGCGAAAUUUACGAGUUAUCAAAAUAAGAUUCCCAAAACGCGUCGAAUUAUAACGUUAGGUUACUGGGGAAUUAUCGAUUUGACCCUAGAGAGUCUCCACGGUUGCACAGAGUUUUCCCAGGGCGAAAUUGACGUAAUUACACAAGAUUUUGCAGAUCACGUCCAAUGGUCUCCAAAACCAACUCCUAAAUACCUUCAAGAAUAUUUCAAAUCUAAUUGCGAUCCAUCUAAGAUUGAGAGGAUCGAAGAUUAUGAAACAUUUGAAAAUCUCCACAUGAAUAUUAGAUUUGCAAUAUGUCAUAUGCCUUCCACCAAGGGAGCUAAGACAGAAGAAUCACUCAAAUUCACAACGAUAUACCCUCUGUUUAAUGCAGUUUUAGACUCAUCAUUGGUCAAUGAUAUAUGGGGAGAGGUUCAAGCGAUUGGUUCUAAAGAAGCAAGAAACGAAGAUGCAAAUCCUUUUGUUAAGGCUCGCAUUGGAAGAAAGGUCGACAUGAAAGGAGUCUUGACUAGGACUUCAAAUAAAUUUGAAGCAUUAUAUGGAGAAGUUGCAGGCGGACUUUCUUCGAUUGGAAUCUCACUUGCUUCACGAAAAAAAAAAUUUUUUGAUAAGGUAAAGCUCGCCGUGUUGAUGAGAGAUUCACUCAAUCAAGUUCUUAAAGAAUGGAAAUAUUUGUGUGAUGAUCAGAGAAAAGAGCUCAUUGUAUAUGGAUGGACACUUGCAGGUUUAGACUUAUCUUUAUAUGCCAUGGAUUGGGCUGGAGAUGGCAUAUACCGUUUCGGGAGAAUUGAUUAUUGUUCAUUUCCAUCUAAUAAAGAAAGUUGUAUUUUAUUUGAAAGCGUCUUUUGCCUUCUAAAAGAGUUGGAAAGGAAAUUAUCUGAAACAGAAACAAUCGUCCAAAAGUUGCAUUCCGAAAACAUUCGCGGAAAAUGUAGGAAAACAAAUAUUCAAAAUAGUCCAAUUCUUAAUCUAAAAAGAACUCCUAAGUGA
Funneliformis caledonium is the source of this 1737-nucleotide messenger RNA. The record is from the annotation of a GenBank genome assembly. Lineage: Eukaryota; Fungi; Glomeromycota; Glomeromycetes; Glomerales; Glomeraceae.